AUGAAGAAACCAAAUACUAAGCAAUUGCUUACAACGUUAGAUCUACCACCGGUUAUUCCAGCUUCAAUACCAACAUUAGACUUUGAACAUGCCGUUAACAGUUAUCAACCAGGAAAUUAUAAGCCAGAAGAUUUACCAGACAAAAUACCCAUUAUAAAUGAAUCGACAGGAAGUUUCCGAAGAUUUAUUAGACGAGCAAAAUCAAGAAGAGUCAGGAAGAAUGAUAGACGAAGAAUAGUCAGUGCCCCACCAGGAACUUAUGCUGAAAAGGAACUACCAGGAAUUCCUUCAAGUGUUCCAACUUCUCCAAUUGCAUCAACAGGAAUAACAAUAAUUCCAGAAAACACAACCACAAGCAAACCAUUAUUCACCCAAGCUCAUAAAACAGUUUCAUUUAUUAAUGAAAACAUACAUUAUCCAAUGCUCACAAAUCCUAAUUAUAACCCACACCAGAUUGUGAUUAUUGAAGAACCUCAUCUUAAAUUAGAACCAAAAUUGACUAAUGAUUCCGAGACUAAUUCAAUUGGGACAGAUUCGAUAUUAUCUACCAAGAGCAUUGAUGUUCCUGUUGUAAUUCAUGAUGAUAAUAAUGAAGUCAAGGAAAUGAUAAUUCAUAAUAGUGAUAAUGAUAGUCUUGUAGAUAGUUUAUUUUCUGAAAAAGAAAAAAGAGGAGAAGAAGAUCAAAUUGAUCCUGUUACGUCACAUGAAGAACAUGAAAUGGACCCAUCAAUGUUAGUAUUACCAAAAAUGAGAAAGAAAUCACCCAAUAAAGGUGUAUCAUUGGCGAAAUUGAAUUCACAUCAAGUUAAUUCUAAUUCAUUGGGAUAUUGUUUAGAUACUCCAAAUGUAUAUAAAGAAAGCCGAUUCCCACUGGUUCCUAGUCAUAUUAAAAUUCCCAAGCAAAUGAAUGAAUUCGCUAAUAAUGAUAGUACUAACACUAACGAGAAGCAAAAAACUGAUAAUCGUCGUUCAUUAAGUGAUUUUACUCAUAUGAAACAUGCUUUAAUUAAAUCAGAUUAUCAAGAUAAUAAUAAUGUACAAGAGAAACAUCGUUCAUUAAUCAGUUUCAGUCAAUUGAAGUUAUUAGGAUCAAAAGAAGAAAUCAACAAGAAAACUGAUAAGAAAUCUGAUAAAAGACGUUCUUGGGUGGUUGAUUUUAUACAUCAUGGGAAUACCAAUCGAGAAAGUAUAAAACAACAAAAGCAUAGAUCAAUUUCCAAUAUUGUGGUUUCCAAAACAAAGCAACCAGAACCUGUAACAAUAACAACUGUACCAGAUAAAUACAAUAGGAAAACACGUCUUUCAUACUCAGAUUUCAUUCGGCCACAAGUGAGAUCUAUUUCUACACCAGAUGUUACUAGAAUAAAUAAAACGCUACCACCACUACCACAGAAUAACAUACACGACAAUCAUAUUAAACAGACAAAUGCAGUUGAACCCAGUUCCUACUACAAUGACACAUUUAUUAAACCAAGGAGAAAUAAAUAUACGAAUAUAAACACAGCUCCAAUAACAUCAACCAGUCAUAUUAAUAACCAUUCAUAUCCUAGUAAACCCACAACGGGAAAGUCGUUACCACCAAUACCGCCACCAUCACCUCCAAAAAUUAAUGGAGAAUAUUAUCGGACAAAUAGAUUUGGUGACCGAUCCUAUUAUGUAGCUAGUAUGUAA
Messenger RNA from Candida dubliniensis CD36, 1671 nucleotides. RefSeq lists its product as uncharacterized. Lineage: Eukaryota; Fungi; Ascomycota; Pichiomycetes; Serinales; Debaryomycetaceae. The record is from RefSeq and is a predicted model, not a curated record. The coding region runs from base 1 to 1671 and encodes 556 amino acids. The transcript has a single exon.